UUGAAUUCUUUCGACCAUUCAAGCCUUAUGAUCCACGAGACUUGAAUCUUCUUCGUGAAUGGUUUCAGCCAAUACUUGUUCAAACCUUUCUAGAUGGUCUGAAUGAUGAGUUUGAUUUGCGGAGACAAAUGAUCUAUUCUGCUGUAGAUUGGCCGACACUUGAAGAAACAAUAUCUAGCAUUCUUGAGGAGGAAACACGCCUGUCAAAUCAGAUCAUGACCUCUCCUGCAAGUGUUGAUACUCGGGCUGCUCUUUCUUCAGAGACUCAUGUUCCAGCCCUUGUUCCUUCCAGGGACAACCAAGCAAAUGCUAGUAAGCUCAAGUACAGGAGGAAACCACAAGUGAUAUGUGACCAUUGCAAGAAAACUGGUCACAUAAAGAAGGAUUGCUUUGAGCUGAUUGGAUUCCCCCCUCGCUGGCAACAAGGACAACGUGGCAGGUUCAAUAUUGAUGCUGUUCGGGGUAAAAGGCAAGAUCAAGUACACCUGACUUCAUCCACAGGUGAUUUAUCAGCGGCAGCUGCACAAGCUCUCGAGGAGUUCAAGUCUAAACUCAUUGCUGCCUCUACUGAAUGUCCUGGUGCCUCAACCUCCAGUUUCCAUGUUUCUCAAGGAUCUGAAGACAGGGAAGGUACUUGGGAUUGGGACCGAGCAUGAUGGACUAUAUUAUCUCAAUAGUGGUGCAGCUCCACUUGCUCUUGCUGCAUAUACCUCGUCCACAGAUGAGUUGCUACUUCUUCACUGUAGACUUGGUCAUUUGUCUUUUCGUGUCUUAGGUCGUAUGUUCCCUUCCAUGUAUGCUUCUUGUCGGAAGGAUAAUCUUGUAUGUGAUG
Messenger RNA from Lolium perenne, 832 nucleotides. The record is from RefSeq and is a predicted model, not a curated record. Lineage: Eukaryota; Viridiplantae; Streptophyta; Magnoliopsida; Poales; Poaceae.